This is a messenger RNA of Rotaria socialis, 1308 nucleotides long. The record is from the annotation of a GenBank genome assembly. Lineage: Eukaryota; Metazoa; Rotifera; Eurotatoria; Philodinida; Philodinidae.
AUGCCUGAUACGUUCGAAUCAACCUAUGUUUGUAUAGGUCUUGCCGUACGUGUAUUUUUAUUCUUUCAAACAAGAAUAAGAAAUUAUUUUGAAGAGAGUGGAGAGUUUGUUACACCUUUAAAUUCAUGGAAGCGAGUUAUCGAAGGAAUUUAUCUACGAAAACGCGACAUUUCACCAUUUGCUGGUUCAAUUGUGCAUGAAACACCAUUAUCACUUUUCUUCUAUUCAAAAUUAUAUGCAAUAACACACGGGCACGUCGAAGGUUUAUUUAUCGCAGCUGAUCUUCUAACUGGUAUACUUACUUACAGGAUAGCAAAGCGAGUUUUAAAGCAACUUUUCAAUGAAGAAGCUACAGAAAAAUCAAAAUAUAAUCAAGAAAGUCAACCGUUAUGGUUGAAAAAAUUAAAUAUUCAAAAAAGUGCUUACGCUGUUUUACUCUGUUGUAUGAUAAAUCCAUUGUCUAUUGGUACAUGCCUUGCUAAAUCAAGCCUCGUCUUUCACAAUCUAUUACUUACAAUAACUUUUUAUUUCUUCAUGACCUAUCAAUUGUUGCCAUUUAUAGUCACACUGUGUUUGGCUAGUUCAAUUUCAGUCUAUCCAGUUGUUUUAAUUGCUCCUGCUUUACUUCAAUUUUCAAAAAGUGGUGCUAAUAAUCGAUCAAUACUUCGUAUAUUUCUUGUGAUAAUUUUAUUUGCUAUUGUUAGUGCUGGUAUACUUGCAUUAAAUUUUUUUCUCAACCACAAAUCAUGGUCAUUUAUUGAAUCGACAUAUAGUUUUAUUUUUCAUGUACCAGAUUAUACACCAAAUAUCGGAAUAUUUUGGUAUUUUUUUACUGAAAUGUUUGAUCAUUUUCGUUCAUUAUUUGUUUGGACAUUCCAAAUGCAUGUUCUUUUACUCUAUUUACUUCCAUUUACAAUUCGAUUAAGACAUGACCCAAUAUUUCUUUUUUGGCUAUUAUGUGCAAUAUUUUGCACAUUUAAAUCGUAUCCAGCGUAUGGUGAUGCUGCAUUCUAUUUCAAUUAUUUGCCAAUAUGGAGUUUUCUAUUUCGAUAUGUAAGACAUAGUCUUAUUAUUAUUUGUAUGGUAUUUGUAGCCCUCAUAAUGGCGCCUAUAACAUGGUAUCUUUGGAUUUAUACGGGCAGUGCUAAUGCAAAUUUUUAUUUUGCAAUGACAAUGGUAUUCAAUGUUGCACAGACAUUUCUCGUCUCUGAUUUAUUUUAUGCUUAUUUAAAACGAAAAUUUUUACUCAAAAAUGGUCUUACUAUUCCGCAAGUGAAUGGCUUUGAAGGUCAAUUAGAAUUUAAUUAA